This is a messenger RNA of Triticum turgidum subsp. durum (durum wheat), 1518 nucleotides long. The record is from the annotation of a GenBank genome assembly. NCBI's taxonomy places the organism in Eukaryota, Viridiplantae, Streptophyta, Magnoliopsida, Poales, Poaceae.
AUGAAGUUCUUCUUAACUACCAUCGUUGUGGCGUUGUUGCUGAUUUCUGCGGCUUCAAAGUCACGUUCGGCAAUCAGUUAUCCAGAUGAGGGCGGGACUCCUUCACCGCCAGAAGCAGCGUUGUUGCUGAUUGCUGCGGCUUCAAAGUCACGUUCGGCAAUCUGUUCUCCAGAUGUGGACCGGACUCCUUCAUCGCCAGAAGCAGCGUUGUUGCUGAUUGCUGCGGCUUCAAAGUCACGUUCGGCAAUCUGUUCUCCAGAUGUGGACCGGACUCCUUCACCGCCAGAAGCAGGUUCAUUGGCACAUACCAAUAAGAAGAUCCCACUUAUUCGCACAGGCAAACCCAAGGAGGUGAAUCCCAUGGAGUACCUUACCCAUGACCUAGCCCGGAUGAGUGUGCUGUUAGGGACGCCCAUCUUCUACCCCUCAGAGUAUUUGAAUAUCACAACUCAUGACCGGACAAGUGAUCUGGAUAUGUUCACAGCUUGGCAUGGGUUUGGAUAUCCAGAUGUACUUCAGAAGGUGGUAUUUGACACGGGCAGCGACUUCAGCUGGAUCCGUUGCAACAUGACAAGAAUUAAUUCCACGGAGAGCUACCAAGGAGCAUCGUACGCCCCCGCAGAUUCUUUCACCUCCAAGCUAGUCUUCUGCGGAUCUUCAAACUGUUUAAAGGCGGGAGGAAGGUGCAAAGUUGGCGGCAAUGAUCAUUGUUUCUUCUCCACCCACUACAUGGACGCAUCAAGCACACAAGGUAUAGUCUUUAUGGACGAAUUAAACCUGACAUACUUUGUGUCAGUCAAACAUUUUCUGUUUGGAUGUGCUACUAGUGAUGUGGGAUAUUUUGGUGACCUGGACGGACUUAUUGGGCUCGGGCGUGGCCCAAUGUCUCUAGCACAGCAGAUACACAAGACGGAUGCCCCAUCAGUUGAUAUUACACACAAUGGGUUUUCAUACUGUAUUCCAUCGUCAAGGAGUAAGAAGAGUGGGUUCCUCACCUUUGGCAGGAUGGACGAGUCGACCUCCGACAUUACAUUCACCAAAAUGUUUAGGCAUAGGACUCACAUGUCUUUGUAUUUUGUGGAUUUAACAUACAUGUACGUCGGCAAUGAGUUUAUUGCUAUGCCGGUGAAGCAAGAAACAUUUGUGGACUCCGGGGCAACUUUGACAUACAUCCCACCUGAGGUUCACGGCAACCUCACUAGGGUGUUCCGGCAGGAGUUUGAGAAGUAUCUUAUUCCAAAGGAUGUCUACAUACUCGGCGGCUGCUUCAACUUCACAGACGCACCUGCUAACAUCCCUAUACCCCAAGUAAUUUUCGGCUUCAGUGACGGUACAGAGUUUGAUCUCAGUUAUGAAGGCAUCUUCUUUAAUCCGCGGCCGGGUAAGCGCAUCGCGUGUCUGGCGUUUCAUUCCCAGAGCGGCAUAUCUAUAAUAGGGAGGAGUGCACAACAAUCUGUAGAAAUUGUGUUUGACAUUGUAAACGACAACCUUGGUUUUGGUCCCAAGGGUGGUUGUUGA